AUGCAGCAGCAGCAGGUAGGUGCAGCAGGAACAGGAACAGCAGCAGCAAUAGCAGCAGCAAAAAAAGCAGCAGCAACAGCAACAACAGCACCAACACCAACAGCAGCAGCAGCAGCACCAGCAUCAGCAGCAGCAACAGCAGCAGCAAUAGCAGCAGCAGCAGCAGCAUCAGCAGCAUCAGCAGCAGCAGCAGCAGCAGCAGCAGCAGCAGCUGACCUGCAGCAGCCUUCUUUUUUCUACGACCUCAAAGGCAGCAUCUAA
Molecule: messenger RNA, 261 nt
Organism: Eimeria mitis
Lineage: Eukaryota; Apicomplexa; Conoidasida; Eucoccidiorida; Eimeriidae
Exons: 1
Coding region: 1-261 (86 amino acids)
Molecular function (GO): ice binding
Source: RefSeq, a predicted model, not a curated record